Molecule: messenger RNA, 1839 nt
Organism: Nymphalis io (European peacock)
Lineage: Eukaryota; Metazoa; Arthropoda; Insecta; Lepidoptera; Nymphalidae
Product: zinc finger protein 219
Exons: 1
Coding region: 1-1839 (612 amino acids)
Source: RefSeq, a predicted model, not a curated record
AUGUCGGUGGCGCCGGCGGUAAAGCGCGAGCGCGACUGUGCGAGCGGGGGCGGAGGCGCCACUGGUGGCGAAGGCGAAGGCGGCGGCAGCCCCGGCCGCAAGCGUCGCAAGCAAGCAGCGCCGGCGCGCGCGCAUCCUCCGCCGUUAGAUCUCCACACCAAGAUGGCCGAUAUCUACAAGAGCGCGUUUGCAUUCGGAGAGCUAACCCUGCCCGCUUUCGAUCCUCUCGCCGCGUUCCGUCUACUGCCGCGCCAUGAUCCUCCGCGCAUAUUCAACCCAGAGGCCUACUGUGAUCUCUGCUGCAAGGAAUUCUGCAAUAAAUAUUUCCUGAAAACCCAUCGAGCUAACAAACAUGGCAUCUACGAUGGUGAGCAGCAGCCCCAUCCUGGUCUACCACCCCAAGUGCAGCCCUCGCCUCCACGACGUUCUUCUGACGAAGACUCUGGGGGCACACCGCGGCGACUCUCACCAGACUCUGCGAGGCGCGCUCGCGAGGCUGCCUUCCAACCUGAUGUUCUGCGGCGACUUGGAGUGACAAACCCAGAAGCCUUUUGCGAAAUAUGUUGCAAGGAGUAUUGUAACAAAUAUUUUUUGAGAACACAUCGCGAACGGAGGCACGGUGUUCCUGUACAUCGGUCACCCAUUGCGGAACGAUCACCGGCGGCGGUGACUCCACCAGCCGCUACAACACAUUCAUCUUCGCCAUCUGCACCAACACCACCGAGAGUGCUUUCAAUUCCACCACCUUACGAUUCCGAAGAACCACUCGAAGUAAAAAGGGAACGAGAAGAUCGAGACGAGUUUGAGGCAGUAUUGCGAGAAGGGCAAACAAGCCCGUUGAAUUUGAUCGUAGAGGAGCGUGGAGGGGCGUCUCCCGGCUCCGCGAGCGAAGAACUGCGAAAGUUGCAGACUAUGAUAUCACAACUAAACGAGCUCGCAGCAGAACGGCUCGCUGAGGAGCCGAACGAAACCCCACGACCACCUUCUUCUUCACCACCACCCCAGGAUGAACGACGAUCUGGAGGAGCUGGUUCCAGUUUUUGUGAAAUUUGCAAUAAAGAACUAUGCAAUAAAUAUUUUAUGCGAACUCAUAUGCAACGUAUGCAUGGUAUUUCAUUAGAAAGUGGAACGCAACUAGGCGGCGUGACCUGCGAUAUUUGCCAUAAAGAGUUAUGCAGCAAGUACUUUUUACGAGUUCACAAGCACAACACCCACGGUAUCCCUGCACCGCCCUCACCAGCCAAUGCGUCACCGGCCGAACCCUGUCCGUUGUGCUCGCGUCGUUUCCGUGGGCCGAGGGCGUUGCGGGCCCAUCUACUCGCAGAACAUGCGCCACCUACGCGACCGCCUCCACCGCCACCGAUGCCUCCGCGUCCUCUAGACUUACUUGCUCGUGACAAGCCCUACGCCUGCGCUUACUGUCCCUUCACCACGGAGGUAUUAGCUUUCCUGUUUGCUCACGAACGAGCACACAUACAACGUGCAAACGAACAAGCAGAAAACGUUGAGCCAGAGGGAGAGGUCACAACUGAAGAACCGAGCGAAAGUGGUGAAAUUGGAGGAGAGAUGGAUGGCGAGAUGGACGCGUACUCGUGUUCACGCUGCGAGUUCCGCGCCGAAGGGUUUGCGGCACUGGAGGCACACGUGAGAGCGACACAUGGUGGUGCAGGUGCUCUGCUGGCAGUGCCCCGAGCGCCGCGAGCACCUCUGACCAUGCAGCCGUUCGUGCUGGAGGAAGCGGGCGGUGCGCUGAGUCUGUUGCCGGCGCUCGUGUUCCUGCCGGUGCGACGUCGUGCGACCCGCCGCGCCACCGUCACGCUCACGCUGACGCCCGCCUAG